UGAUACAAACACAAGUGCUUGAGAAUCUCUCGAUCUGCAGUGUUGCUUCCUCAGGUAUGAAGUGAGGCAGGCAAUGUUUCGGUGGCGACCGCAACAGCAGACCUGAAGCCGUUUCUGGACCCAGCGAGACAAACAUUCAUCUCCCUCGGAAGCUGUUGAGUGAAUCAAACGGGCAUCGACCUACCUCAGAAGACAUCUCGCCAAUAUGAGCGAGGACAGAGGCAGGCAGGUCCAGAGACACAGCCACAGCAACCGGCAACCCCCCAACGUCAAACCAAAGCUUGUGCAGAAUGACACCAAGGGUGAGCAGAUAAGGAAGGAGAAGUCUGUCAAAGUCAGGCGGUCCAGAAGCAUCGACUCGGAGCGGAGCGAGAGGGGAAGGAGGCGAGAAAGAUCGAGGCACCAUGGGGAGCGCAGGCAGCGAGGCAGGAGUGAGGAAACCCGGCGGCGGGACCGAAGAGAGGGAGACAGCGUCAAGAAGCGUCCCGAAGACGACGUGGAGGAAACAGAAUGUGCCAUCUGCUUCUGUUCAUAUGAUAACAUCUUCAAGACGCCGAAACUGCUGGCAUGUGGGCACACCUUUUGUCUGGAGUGCCUGGCUCGCAUCAAUGUGACCUCCCCGGAGCUGAAGACUCUCUCCUGCCCCGUGUGCAGGGAGGUGACCGAGCUCCCUCAUGGUCAAGAUUUACCCCGUUUGGGCAAUAACCAGGACAUUAUCGGGAAACUUCCCCCCGAGAUGCACAGGGCACUUUCCAUCCGCUUCCAGCGCAGCAAAGGAAAACUAGUACUAAAGAAUCCUCCGCUGACAAGUCCCACCAAGUCCAACAUUCUCUCUCUGCCUAAGAAGAGUCAGGAGAACCAGCCGCCAGCAGGGGGGCAACCUUUAAACCAAAUAGAGCAGGGGAUAGCGCCAACAACCGUGGUGGACGUGGGAAGACCUCCGCACCCAGUCAGAGGACGCCUACGCAGGUUGUUCCGCUCGGAUCAGUGCUACUACGCCGUGGUGGCGUCAGUUAUUGCUGUCACUGUGGCGCUGAUGCUGGUGGGGAUACUUGCAUUUGUGAUCAUACCCAAUGUGACCAGGCCUGGACGUCCGAUCAACCAAACAUCCCCCCAAAACUUUGGACCGGGCGGAUUCAACCCUGACCCUUAAAUCAGUGUUUGUGUUGACUCUAUGAAGGAUAUCCGGAAGAACUCACAGUGUCUGUCAAAACAAGGAUGGCCACAUAUUUUUGUUGAAGUGAGACGAAGGUUACCCGGGUUGGAAGAAGGACUAGUUUAUCCUGUUGGGUUUUUACCCCGUGUUUAUCUGUCAGUCAUAAUAAAUCAUCCCAGCUGCACUAAAUUCGUCGACAAGUUCGAGUUGUACCCAAAGUGAAGAAUCCUGAUGAACCAAAGAUACAUGUAUAUAUCAGCAUAUAUUUUUGUAAAUGUCUAAUUUAUAGUUAUCCAUUAAAGCUAUUUUCACAUAUCA
Molecule: messenger RNA, 1474 nt
Organism: Synchiropus splendidus (mandarinfish)
Lineage: Eukaryota; Metazoa; Chordata; Actinopteri; Syngnathiformes; Callionymidae
Gene: rnf183
Product: ring finger protein 183
Exons: 2
Coding region: 206-1153 (315 amino acids)
Biological process (GO): protein ubiquitination
Molecular function (GO): ubiquitin protein ligase activity
Source: RefSeq, a predicted model, not a curated record